This is a messenger RNA of Zootermopsis nevadensis, 1905 nucleotides long. RefSeq lists its product as uncharacterized. The record is from RefSeq and is a predicted model, not a curated record. Lineage: Eukaryota; Metazoa; Arthropoda; Insecta; Blattodea; Termopsidae.
GUUUGUUUCACAUUAUCUGACUUGAAAAAAUAACGCGAUAACAAUAUUUAUUUUUCUGGCUUCCAAACUGAUAACGUGUGUUGGCUACAAAUACUGAUAACUCAUUUCCCGUCUUGGUUGCUAGAAAAAUUGCAGAUCUUUGCAAGCUGUCAGGUCUUCUACAAACACCACUGCUUUCACACGGUACAUCAAUAUAUUUUAAAAUGGCUGUACCGAUGCUUAAUCAGUGUUGCUGUGGCUGCACGUUGAAGACGGGCUCAAUCAUAAUAGGAACUCUGAAUGCAGUAUUUUCGGGCAUUUACUUUAUUACAGGUAUUAUUACUGCAGGUGUAGCUGCGAACGCAGCGAAUUCACCGAAUUCGGCACAAGAAAAUUCGGAUACUUGGAGCAGUAUCGAGGCGGUUUACAUAGCAUACGCGGUGUUUGCUGCUGUGUUGUGCCUGGUUGCCGUCUGUCUCAUUGUCGGAGCAGUGAAUGGCAAUCCAGUGCUUCUGUUACCAUGGUUAGGAUAUGCUUCUGUAUCCAUAAUAAUAAACUUCAUUCUGAGCAUCGUAAAUGCUGCAUAUUAUAUCAGUCUUUCCUACGCGGCAAAUGGUGUCUUGUUUCUCUUAGGAGGCUUCAUAGGAGUAUGUCUUGAAAUCUACUUUAUUCUUGUGGUAUACAGUUUCUACAGACAGCUGAAAGGUACGGGGCCAUCUCUACCAUAAUGGAUCACGUUCUCGUACCACUCAACAUUGGCUCGCGUACCAUAGGUUGAUAAACGCUGCAUUAGAAGAAGAUUAUGUCUUGUGAGUAGAUAAGGAUUUCCAAGAACCGUGUGAAGGACUUAGUUACGUCCGAAAUGCAAGAAUGCUAUAAAAGCAAUGUCAACCACCUCCGUAAUUAAAUUAUCGUCAAAGCAAACUUUUACACGACGACCAGCUGUCGUUUGUUUAAAGAUAAAACCUUUAUUGACUCGCAGAUAGGCGUAGCAGGUAUCACAGGGCAAGGCAAGGAAUUUAUCAUGUGCAACAUUAGCUACAUUAUGUGAAAAAAAUAGGUCACCAAAAAUAUCUUCCAUGAUCUAAAGUUUUCACGGUUAUAUAAAAUAACAUAUGGCUAUCAGUAGUGUAAGAAGUGAAUAAGUUAUUAAGCAUUGAUAAAAGUCCUAACUUGCAAACCAUAGAAGCCUACUAGAAUUUUCUCUUAGUUCUAAAUUAACAACAGUCCGUUUGCACGGGGAAAUAAAUGUGUCAUUAUAUUGGAUAAAAUAUAUCUUAACGCAGCCGUGACCAAACUCCAUGCAUCCAUGUCGGUCUACAGCUUAUCUGUUAUUAAAAUGGACUCAAACUGGCAUUUCUUUUUGGUUGCGAUCCACAGUGCCGCUUACUGUAACCCUGUUCACAUGCUUUAUAGCGAUUUUCCAGAGGAUUCGAUAUUUAAACCGAGUUUAAUGAGUCACAAAUACAUAUCUAAUGCACAUCUCACUUCCUUCAUUUUUAGAGUAGGCCUGUAGUUUUACUUGGUGGUUUGGGUACACCUUUAGGAAUGUUUUAUAAUGGAAGCUGCACAACCUGUUUAUGUAACUAUAUCGGCAGUUGUAAAUUUAAUUACGUAACGCUGUUACUGUCAACUAUACCACAGUGUUGCACCCUACGGCCUUACUGACUCAGAAAUCUGACUUUUUCUGAAAUGUCUAAUUCGAUAAUUAGAAAUUUCUUGAAAAUAUAACUUCCUGAAGAAAAUUAAUACUAUCUCCGAAACGUUUCAGAUUUAUACCAACACUGCACAGGUACUUGCUGCCUCCAUCAUCAGGGUGACGACUCUUUGAAUUUAUAUGUACGAGUUUAGAAGCCUUCUAAUACCUCCAUCCUUGUAUCUCUUACUUUAAUAAUGUAAAAAUAAAUCAGUUUCGAAUGACUUUUA